GCUACGAAACGUGGACAUUUGUAGCAAACUAGCAGGAUAUUUUCUCUGUAAUAUAUAAUCGCAAAAUGGAAGUUUCAAACAUUAGGAAGGCGCUGCGUACCCACAGAAUGGAAAGUAAAAAGAUCGACUUCACUGAUCUCAGUACUUUUGACAUUGUCCCAACUCCACCAAAGGAGCCAAAACCUGAAGUAAACAAGUUAAACAGACGGCACGGAGUUCGUGUCCAGAAAUCAAAAACAUACGAGACAAACGAUUCACCUUCACAAGAACCAGAGACACGGAAAUCAACAACUAGGCCUAAACAUGACACUACAAACGUGUCCUGUGACUUACCCAGGACUGGCGAAAAAGACAUUCCUUGGUAUUGUCAAAACCCCAAAACAAAAGACACACCCUUUGAGAAGGAGGAAAAUGCUAUUCACAGAAAAUCUACUUACAAUGAUGUGAAAUUCACUCUGACUGACCAGAAGACAAACCCGUCACCGGGAGCUGAAGUGAAUACCAAUCCUAUAAGGUAUCCAACCCCCGGACCCAGAGAGCAGUUGUCUCCAAGUCCUUUCCCCGUAAACAAGAAUAAACUGGCCCCUGUGGUGAACCCCAGAAGGAAUGCUGUUCCAAGAACUGUCCGAGUGGUCCCACGUUCAGUCAAACCUAAACGCAUGCCCGUCUGUGACCCAAGUGUGAAUGUCACUGUCAUCGAUCGGCCAGCUAGAGUCUCUCAGUCUCUGCCUGAAUCAUUAAACAACCCAAACCCUAUAAGGUACCCCACCCCCGGACCCCGAGAUCCGCUGACUCCAAGUCCUUUCCCCGUCAACAAGAACAAACUGGCCCCUGUUGUGGACCCCAAAAGGAAUGCUGUACCAAGAACUGCCCGUGUUGGCCCACGUCCGGUCAAGGCCGUGCACAUGCCUAUUUACAAUGACAACUCAGAAUCCAGUUGUAUACUCACACAGCUGUAUGGUGACAGAGGAGACUACGUAGCCGACAGUGUUGUCCCAGUUAUGAAGAACAGUCGCCCCAUCAGAUACCCGCCCCCGGGGCCCCGGGAACAGCUGCUGCCCAACCCCUUCCCUGUUAACAAGGCUCGUCUGCCUCCUCUGAUCAAACACGGAAGAGUUGUCGCCCCUAUGUGCGGAUAGAGACUCACAGACAUUACUUAACGUCGGGAACAAGAUCUGCAAUCAUGAAUUAUACAAUAUUCUUAUUAUUGACUUUUUCUCUCAUUUACAUCAGAUAUCACUUAUUAUAUUAUGAAAAAAAAAGACUUUCUACUACAUUGUAUUAUUAUGUUAACGGACAAUUAUUACUGAAUCAUGAUUUGAAUAGUGCUGGAAAAUUUUAUGAAUCCUUUUAUCAUGAGGGAUGCCGAUUGAAUGGCUACAGUAUUUACGAGACCAACACCAGAAGCCAGUAGCAGAAUUCAUUCUGUUUAGAAGUGUUGAAUGCUGAAUAUGAAUUGAUUUUUCUGGUUGCUUGAAUAUGAAUAAUUUAUUUUUCUUGGUGCUUGAAAUUGAAUAAAUGUAAG
Messenger RNA from Pecten maximus, 1525 nucleotides. Its product is annotated as extensin-like. Lineage: Eukaryota; Metazoa; Mollusca; Bivalvia; Pectinida; Pectinidae. The record is from RefSeq and is a predicted model, not a curated record. The transcript has 8 exons. The coding region runs from base 66 to 1139 and encodes 357 amino acids.